Molecule: messenger RNA, 465 nt
Organism: Plenodomus lingam JN3
Lineage: Eukaryota; Fungi; Ascomycota; Dothideomycetes; Pleosporales; Leptosphaeriaceae
Cellular component (GO): cytoplasm
Source: RefSeq, a predicted model, not a curated record
AUGUCUCUCGCCUCGCCUAUCGGGCAGAUCAACCCUGAGGAGACGGAGAACUUCGAGGACAUUGAGAAGCAGUUCGCUGUCAAAGUCGUUCAGCACAUGGAAACCUACUGGAAGAUCCUCGAGAAGAUCCCAGGCUCGAAGCUUCGCCUUACCAAAUUCGACGAUGAAAUCUAUGCACACCUCAAGAAGGACUUUCCGGAAUUCGACGCGUCGGCCACGCUCAAUGAAGACGAGAUGAAGAGCAAAGAGGGUAAGGAGCGAUGGCGCAACUUUAUAAACGAGUACGAGAAGAAAGUCGAUGACUACAAUUUUGGCGCAAUGGUUCGCGCCAGUCCCAAGACCGAUUACACCCAGGAGGGGACAAUUUUUGCAGUGCGCAUGCAGUUCUAUGCAAUUGAAAUCGCGCGCAACCGCGAAGGCCUGAACGACUGGAUCUACGAGCAAGCUCAAGCUGGAGGCAAAUAG